AUGCACAUGCGCAGCAGCGGCUUCCAGGUAGAUCUGCUGCAUGAGACCAAUGAGUGGUGGAAGGCCCGGAGCCCGCUGCAGUGGGAAAAAGAAAACGAAGAGCAGCAGCAGCAGCAGCAGCAGCAGCAGCAGGAGCAGCAGCAGCAGCAGCAGCUGUUUGCUGCAACGAUGGACGCGGCGAGAGGUCUCCACGUAGCAGACGCCGACCUUGUGCUGCUGCUGGGGCGCGUGAAGAGCGCUAGAGAAUAUCAGCACUUGGCGGGGCGAGUUGGCCGGUGCGGCCGCCAAGGCGUUUCCGUGGCGGUCUCCGGAGAAGACACUCAGCGCGCCCUGAGGGGCUGGCAAAAGACUCUGGGUGUCUCCUUUGAGCCUUUUGCUGCUCUUUUGCAAUCUUUAAAAGAAAAAGAAAUAAAUGAAAUAAAUGAAAUAAGUGAAAUAAAAGAAAUAAAAGAAAUAAAAGAAUUAAAAGAUAUAAAAGAAAUAAAAAAAGAGAAGACACCGAGAGACACAAACCCCCAGCUGCCCGCAGCCUCGCUGCAGCUUGCUGCAGCACAGAAACACACACAGCCGGAACCCCCUGCAGGCCAGCAGCAGCAGCAGCAGCAGCAGCAGCAGCAGCAGCAGCAGCAGCAGCCGGAGCCCCUACAGGAGCAGCUGCAGCAGCCGCACCAGUACCUUCAGCGGCAGCAGCGGCUGCAGCCGCAACACCCGCAGCAACAACAGUUGCAACAGCAGCAGGAGCAGCAGCAGCAGCAGCAGCAGCAGCAGCAGCAGCAGCAGCAGACUGAACCACGACACGAGGACACGGGUCUGCUGCGGCCCAGCUCUUUGCUGCUGCCAUCUUUGCUGCUGGACUAG
Eimeria necatrix is the source of this 858-nucleotide messenger RNA. Its product is annotated as DEAD/DEAH box helicase, putative. Bases 1 to 858 code for a protein of 285 amino acids. NCBI's taxonomy places the organism in Eukaryota, Apicomplexa, Conoidasida, Eucoccidiorida, Eimeriidae. The transcript is spliced from 6 exons. The record is from RefSeq and is a predicted model, not a curated record.